Ochotona curzoniae (black-lipped pika) is the source of this 774-nucleotide messenger RNA. It is a transcript of the gene CLDN8, whose product is annotated as claudin 8. Gene Ontology annotation, biological process: cell adhesion; bicellular tight junction assembly. Gene Ontology annotation, cellular component: bicellular tight junction; plasma membrane. The transcript has a single exon. Bases 97 to 774 code for a protein of 225 amino acids. Gene Ontology annotation, molecular function: structural molecule activity. Lineage: Eukaryota; Metazoa; Chordata; Mammalia; Lagomorpha; Ochotonidae. The record is from RefSeq and is a predicted model, not a curated record.
GUUCUGAGUUUGGGACUGUGGAGAACUCUUCUCUACUCAGGCACAGAGAAUCCUGCUUCUGAACAACUGUCAGAUAAAAAUCCAUUCCAGCGGAUAAUGGCUACCUACAUCCUGCAAAUCGCUGGCCUGGUGCUUGGUGGUGUUGGCAUGGUGGGCACACUGGCUGUCACCAUCAUGCCUCAGUGGAGAGUGUCUGCCUUCAUUGAGAGCAACAUUGUGGUUUUUGAAAACCGCUGGGAAGGCCUGUGGAUGAGCUGCAUGAGGCAUGCUAACAUCAGGAUGCAGUGCAAAAUCUACGAUUCCCUGCUGGCUCUUUCUCCGGAUCUGCAGGCAUCUAGAGGACUGAUGUGUGCUGCCUCCGUGUUGUGCUUCCUGGCUUUCAUGACAGCCAUCAUUGGGAUGAAGUGCACCAGGUGCAUUGGGGACGACGAGAAGGUGAAAGGUCACAUCCUGCUAACGACCGGGAUCAUCUUCAUUGUCACAGGUAUCUUGGUACUCAUCCCCGUGAGCUGGGUUGCCCAUGCCAUCAUCCGAGAUUUCUACAAUCCCAUAGUGAAUGUGGCCCAGAAACGUGAGCUUGGAGAUGCCCUCUACGUAGGCUGGGCCACCUCCCUGCUGCUGAUUGCUGGAGGGACAUUGUUCUGCUGUGGAUUUUGCUGUGCUGAGAAGAGCAGUAGCUACAGAUACUCAAUACCUUCCCAUCGCACAACCCAAAAGAGUUAUCACACGGAAAAGAAGUCACCGAGUGUCUACUCCAAAAGUCAGUACGUGUAG